UUUUAUGGAUGACGUCAUCUACAGCCACGCACUGCAAACGAAGACGAAGAAACGAAACGAGAAUACCUACCAAACCUGAAAAUCGCCUAACACCCGAGAAAAAUCUCAAAUCAAUUUUAAGCAAAGAACAGUAAAUGGUUCUCGUGCAAAGCGCAGAUGAUAAUUUGAAAUCUAUGUCUUUCUACUUGAAUUCGUGGGGUUCAAUUGCCGGCGGACAAUCAAAUGUUACGGAUGCUUCGGGACGAUAAAACGCGUGUUUAAUAAGAGAAAAUCCGGGGAUUUCUUCUGCACCGAUUCAUUAAUGCCAGGGGUUUUGUCAACACAAUUUUACUAGUAGUAAUGCGGAGGAUUUUACCAUUAAAGCCUGCCUCAAGCAAUUCUCAAGUGCCAAACUCAAGUUCUGAGUCUGUCCAGAGAGAUAAAGGGAAACCUAAACAAAAAUCUUCAGGAUGUGGCAAGGAUGAAUCCGGCGUGGUGGAUUGUCAUGGAAAGGAUAACCUGAAAGGGUUGAAGGAGAAUUCAUUGGGAGCAAAGUUAAGGCGUGAGCAUUUAUCCCCUGUAAGAAGACCUUUCCCAAGUGGAGAGGAGAAUCUUCCCUUCAUCAGAGAUAGCAAGCCAAAGGUGAAUGCAAAACACGUCAGGGAACACAUCACUCUUCAGAAAGGUAGUCGACUUUCGACGUCCGGAUCAUCCAUUUUUUCCACUGCCUCUUCAUCUCAGAGAAAUUUUAAGUCUCCCUGUGAUGUUAGAAGUUCUUUCACAGGGGAUGGCUACAAUUUUCUGCAUGGCAUUCAAUCUGCAUCCUGUGGAGUUGCAUCUGAUAGUCAUGUUGAAGGAGGGGCCAAGAAACCUGUUAAAAAAAACAGUAAAAUACUAUGGACAAAGAGAUCUGCUAGCACACCGAAGGAUCACCCUGACGAAACCAAUAAAGCAGAGAUUCAAAUUUCUCCAAAGAGCAACACCCCCCAAGUCCCAAAGGCUCCCAAGAGGCUCUUCGGUUCUUUUCUAGCCAAGGAUUUGAAUAUUUGUACAAAUAGAGACAAGGAUAAAUCCACUCUAGGUGAGCCACAAGAAAAUUCCCGGGAUGGGGAUGAACCUAAUAGAAGUUCAGAUCAUUCAUCUCUUAUUAUUAUUUCAGAAGAGGUUCCUGUGGAAGCCGAUAAUACUAGAGGUCUUGUAAGGACUCCAUCUGUCAGAAGCUUAACAGAUUCCAAUGAACCUUUCUCAAAGUUAACUGGGAAUACUUCUCCAAAGCAGUCAGGGUUGGCUAUAUUGAGAGGCACAUUCUCAUCUGCUGGAGAAUCUGUUGCCGAUAAGCUUUCUUUUAGGUGUCAAAGUGACCAAGCAGCUGCUAAGAACUUGGCAAGAACAUUACCAGAAAACUGUAAAUCUCAUCUAGCCAACACAAAUUGCCUUGAGAUGAAGAAGCCUUUUGAUUGGCAAACUAUUACUGAGGACGAAGACAGAGUUCGAGUUGCCACUGAGGUUUCUGUGUCAGCGACCUUGUUUCUGAACACACAUAGUUCUUUCAGUGAAGAAGAAUCUUCCUCGUUCAAUUUUUUAGAGCAUUCUCCUAUAGGAAGGCAGUCCUUUAGUUCAGAGAACCAUUGGACUCCUGGCAACAGUAUAACUGGAACUUCUGACACUUCUUCUCAAAGAGGAAGAUUUGAAAGAUCAUUGGCUAAUUUGAGUUCGAAUAAGGAGGAUACUGGUAGGUUUAGAAUGUGGUGUGAAGUCUUUCAUAAAUUUGAAGAUGACGAUGAUAAUUUGAAAAAAAGAGCGAGGGAAGCAGAGGAGCAAGCUCAGUUGCUGUCGAAGGAGAUGGAAUUAAUGAAAUCAUAUAGAAGUGGUCCAACCCAAAAAGGAGCUCUUAAGAAGGCAGAAGUGAAUGUGGACCUGAAGCAAAAACUUAAAAACUUAUGUGAGGAGAAAAUGAAUUUACUUCUUGAGGUUGCUUCUCAAAUAAGGAGUAGGUUGUCAGAUAGAGCUGCUGCAAAUGAAGCUUUCAAGUUGCUAAGCGGGGAAAUAAAAAGUUAUGUGAAAAUGGCAGAGAAAGAGAAAUGUGCAGUGAAGUUGAGUUUGGAAAAUGAGCUGGACAGACAGUCUAGGGAGUGGGGAGCUACACUAGAGAAAAUCAAAUUGAAUGAAAAGAAAAUGAGGGACAGACUUCGAGAUCUUGCAGAGCAGAAUGUUGAAUUGCAGAGGGAAAUUUCAUAUUUGAGUAACAAGGAAAGUGAAUUAAAGAGUCGGUUGAGAGAAUCUGAAGUACACACUGAUGACUUCAAAACAAGAUUAAAGGAUGCAGAAAAUGAAAUUUUAAUGCUAAGAAAAUCUUUGGAAAAGUCACACAACCAAACAAGAGAAGCAGAGGAUGAUCAACACUUAAUCCGUAGAAGUUAUGAUCUGAAAGAAAAGGAAAAUUAUGCUUUGCAGAAAUCAAUUAUAAGACUGCAAAGAUUGUGCAAGGAUCAGGAAAGAACUAUAACUGGGCUAUGCAAGGGGCUAAAUGAUGAAAUUGAUGAUAUACCACAGGAAAAGAAUGAUCACAUCACAAAGCUACAAGAUGAACUGUUAAGAGUGACUGGCGAAGAGAAGGUUCUUUGCAAGGAUUUGAGGAACUGCAGAUCUGAAACAGAUGCUCUGGGACCCGAAAAUGUGUGCAUCAUAGGGAUACAGAAAAGCAAGGAGGAGGAUAAUGGAUGUGAUUUAAUCAAGGUAGAUGAAGAGCUCCGGGCUCGCCUUGAUGAGCUGCAGUCACAGGCUUUAUCACUACUAGAUGAAAAUAGUACAAUUUGUGCUAAGCUAUUAGGAGUUAUAAAAUACAAUAUUUACUACAGCGGUGGGCUUGGAACUAAUGAAGCAGAAGAAGCAAUGGGUGUGUUGAGCAUGGAACAGGAGAGAAAUAUUGUAGUUGAACAUGAAAUGAAUUUGCAAAGAUUGAAAAGGAAAGCCGAAACCUUGAGAAAAAGUGUUCAUAUGGUAAAGGGAAUUUUAAGAGAGAAAACCAUUAUUAGUUGCAACCAUACACUUGGUCAAGACAUGGACAAGUCAGAUAUGUUGCAGUCAGAGAAUUGUUCUUCAGAGGCCAAGGAGCAUAUCAAUGAACUGCAACACGAACUUAAGGCUGAAACUAUAAUCUCUCGCAUUCUACGGGAAAAAAUGUGUUCAAGAGAAUUUGAAGUCGAACAGCUCCAGGAAGAUGUUGCAAAAUUGAAAGAGAGCCGGAAGAUUUUAGAGGCCGAAAUCAGCAGGCUGCAGGAUCUUUUGAGUACUGCAAGACACAAGACAAGAGACUUGGAAUAUCAGCUUGAAGUAGAGGAGGAGAGAAACAGGUUUUUAGAGGCUGGCUUCCAAAGAAAUAUACAAGAACAAGCAGUCCUAAGGGAGGAACUAACCAAUGUUUCAAAAGAGAGGGACGCAGUGCAGCAACAAACUGAGAGGAUGGGUUGGGAGGUCAUGAGAUUGAAUGCAGAAAGAGAGGCAUUUCAAAGGAAACUAGAAAAACUAGAUGAGGAAUUGAUGCUUAAGGAUGGACAAAUUUCAAUCUUAAGAACAAGCCUCGAUGACUGUAAUUUGUCGGUUAAGUCUUGAAGGCAGAUCAGGACUUCUAUUCACAAGAGUUUCCACUAGACUAAAAAUUAUUUUUUUGGAGAGCUUCGCAAGUUUUGCAUUUGCUUACAGAAUUUUUUCCAGAAACUUCGAAAUUCAACCAUUCUAUUGGUAGCCAAUUUUUUGGAUAAUCAGAUAAUUCUAACCCAUUAUUUCUGGGUAGGUUAUUAGCUCUUGCAUUGUAUUGUAACAUUGCACUCAUCAAUCUGCAUUCAGAGGAGUGAAUUUGCUGACAUAUGGUACCAGUACAAGAAAACUAAGAUUCAGCUUCGAGUGGAUAUUGAAGAUGCUGCAUCUGGCAUUUUUGUCAUGAAAAGGUUCAUUUAUUCA
Cryptomeria japonica (Japanese cedar) is the source of this 3939-nucleotide messenger RNA. RefSeq lists its product as uncharacterized. The record is from RefSeq and is a predicted model, not a curated record. Bases 340 to 3591 code for a protein of 1083 amino acids. NCBI's taxonomy places the organism in Eukaryota, Viridiplantae, Streptophyta, Pinopsida, Cupressales, Cupressaceae. The transcript has 5 exons.